Dicrocoelium dendriticum is the source of this 570-nucleotide messenger RNA. The record is from the annotation of a GenBank genome assembly. Lineage: Eukaryota; Metazoa; Platyhelminthes; Trematoda; Plagiorchiida; Dicrocoeliidae.
CGGCAUACAAGCAGCACGCGUAUCCGACAAGUAAGCCGUUUCUGAUAUGUGCAUCCAUUUGCAGGCCAAAUACCUAUUUGCAUCCGCUGGCUGGCGGACUACAACCUACCCACAGAGUCCAUGCCGUUGCGGACGUUGAAAGUCCCCGUUACGAAACCAUCUACGUCUAAAAUUGCACAUCUUGUACAUCGUCUGAGAAGUGCUGAAGAGGUUAAUCCAUCCGGAUUUUCGGUACUGUAUCAAGAGCUAUUGCGAAUGACUAACGAAGUAAUUGGUGAUUCGUCAGACUUUCAACGUGCAAAGAAACAACCGCGUUGGCCGAAAAUUAUGGCGCCCACAGAUUUGUGCUUCACAUGCAGCAAGCCUGUUGUGAUUGACGCAGUUCGCUGUGCGCACAAUCGGUUACUUUACCAUCGAAAGUGUUUGCGUGUGCAAUCAGGAGCCCGUUGUACAAUUUGUGUCAAUGCUUCACAAACGGUAUCUGUGCCCAUGAUGGCAGUGCAAUGCUGUACUACCGGUAAGAAAGCAACUGUUUACCUCGAUAUUUAGCUGUUGGCCGUUCACCCUCAC